Balaenoptera musculus (blue whale) is the source of this 2068-nucleotide messenger RNA. Its product is annotated as zinc finger protein 599-like. The transcript has 4 exons. Lineage: Eukaryota; Metazoa; Chordata; Mammalia; Artiodactyla; Balaenopteridae. The record is from RefSeq and is a predicted model, not a curated record. Gene Ontology annotation, biological process: regulation of DNA-templated transcription. The coding region runs from base 31 to 1404 and encodes 457 amino acids.
UGCAAGGCCCAGGUCCCUGGAAAGGGCCUCAUGGCCGCGGCAGAGGCACAGACAGACCCGGCACUGGCACCAGUGACCUUCAAGGAUGUGGUUGUGACCUUCACCCCGGAGGAGUGGGAAUUACUGGAUCCAGCUCAGAGGACCCUGUACCAGAAGGUGAUGCUGGUGACCUACAGGCUCCUGGUCUCACUGGGGCAUCCUGUUCCCAAACCAGAACUGACCUACCUGUUGAAUCCUGGGCAAAAGCUAUGGAUGGUGAAGAGAGGCUUUUCCCAAAGCUCUUCCUCAGGUGACAAAGCAAAAACCAAGACCACAGAGACUACUGCUUCUCAGCCAGCCUUGUUUGAUGGAUGCUUAGUCCAAACGUCACUGACUCAGGAAGGCUUCAGUGUUUCUACUUCGGGGCAAGCCAGGAAACCAGAAGGAGUAUCAGAAAAGCAGGGAGGGCACAUGAGGACAGGAACAGUCCUUCACAAGAAAACCCUCCCUGGAAAGGUGAACCCUGACUGUGGUGAUUUGGAAAUAUGUGACAGUCUGUGUUCAAAAGAUUUACAGGAUAGAGUGUCUACAGCAAAUGCUUCUCAUGAGUGUGAGUCACGUGGAUCAAGGGAAGACCCGUUGUUUCAUGGAGGGAAGAAUGCCUACAGAUGCAAAGCAUGUGGGAAAGGGUUUGUCAAGAAUCACUUCCUUGUUCGACAUCAGCGAAUUCACACUAGAGUACAACCCUAUAAAUGCAAAAAAUGUGGGAAGCCCUUUCUCAAGAAAGCAGACCUCACUGGACACUACAGCAUUCACAUUGGGGAGAAACGCUAUGGGUGCGUCGAGUGUGGGAAAGCCUUCAGCCACAGGUCACACCUCACGGAGCACCAGCGGAUUCACAGUGGAGAGAAACCCUUUGUAUGCAUCGAGUGUGCGAAAGCCUUCAGCCGCAGGUCACACCUCACGGAGCACCAGCGGAUUCACAGUGGAGAGAAGCCCUUUGUGUGCCUCGAGUGUGGGAAAGCCUUCAGCCGCAAGUCACACCUCACGGAGCACCAGCGGAUUCACAGUGGAGAGAAGCCCUAUGUGUGCGGUGAAUGCGGAAGGGCCUUCGCCCACCAGUCUGAUUUCAUUUGGCAUAAGAGAACCCACGCUGGAGAGAAACCCUCUGAGUGCAAAGAAUGUGGGAAAGCGUUUAGUGACAGCUCUUCUGUAACUCGACACAUGAGGUGUCACUCUAGGGAGAAGCCUUAUGAGUGCAGUGAGUGUGGAAAGAUCUACAGCUACAGCUCAACCCUCACCACCCAUCAAAAGAUUCAUAGUGGGGUGAAAUCCUACGAGUGUAAGAGAUGUGGAAAGGCCUUUUACCAGAAGGCAGAGCUCAGACAACAUCAGAGAUCUCAUACUGGGGACAGACUUUUCUGAAGUAACUAUUGUGGCAAAUAGUUUGGCCAGAGGAAAAAUGUUCCUUGGCAUAUGAGAGUUCAUACCCAAGAGAAGCCCUGGCCUCCCUCACAUGCUCAGUUCUUGCUUGACUGUGGUGUUACCUUUAGCUAGAGCUGAGCCCUUGCACUGCAGAAAUGGAGGCCAGUCUCUCCCAAAACAUGACUUGGUUCUCAGCAGAGGGACCUUCUUUCCACACCUGAAAGCUCUUUGCUAUGACGUGGCCCAUACAGAGACCUGGGACUAUUUGUCCCAGAGCAGGAGUGGUAUGCAUUUCAGUGGAUGAAGGACCCCCUUCCCUAAUGGCCUGUGUCUCCCUAUCUAAUUUUCUGUGUACAGAGGGGCCUGCUGUGUUCUUGCUAGUAUGAUGGGCAGGAGUCAUGAGAACCCCAUCCUUUAUCCCCAUUACCUCACACAGUGUCCUGGGUCCUGGGUCAUGGAGACACAUCGGUGAUUGAGACGUGGGUUUUGCUGUUUAGAAUGGGAAAUACACAUGAUUACACACAGGUGAGGUAUAUCAACUCUGUUGCCGUGACAGUAACAUGCUUAUGAUCCCCAUCCAGCAUAAUGAAGAACAAGGUCAAAACUUAGGUAUGGAGGGGCUCCCCUGGUGGCUCAGUGGUUAAGAAUCCGCCUGCCAAUGCAG